AUGGGAUCCUGGGAGAUCCCAAUAAGCUGUGAUAAGUUCUGGUACUGUCGUCUGUCUCCUAAUCAUAAAGUCCUCCACUAUGGAGAUCUGGAGGAGAGCCCCCAGGGAGAGGUGCCCCACGAUUCACUGCAGGACAAGCUGCCGGUGGCUGACAUCAAGGCUGUUGUCACAGGCAAGGAUUGCCCUCACAUGAAGGAGAAAGGAGCUCUCAAGCAGAACAAGGAAGUUCUGGAGCUGGCCUUCUCUAUCCUCUAUGAGUCUGAUGAGUACUUAAACUUCAUCGCCCCCGACAAACACGAGUACUGUGUGUGGACGGAUGGUCUGAACGCCUUGCUGGGUAAGGAGAUGACCAGCGAGUUCACCAAGAGCGACCUGGACACCCUGCUCAGCAUGGAGAUGAAGCUCCGCCUCCUGGACCUGGAGAACAUCCAGAUCCCAGAGGCCCCGCCCCCCAUCCCCAAGGAGCCAAGCAACUACGACUUUGUCUACGACUGCAACUGAUGAUGAAAAGAUGAUUUGAACAAAACUCAACUCACUGGACCAAUAAUGUCGUGUUUCCCCUCUUUUUUUGUCUUAUUCUCUGAAAAGUUGUUACUGGAAGUUUGGAAAAAAAUGAUGAAAAAUUGAACUUUUAGAGAGAAACUGUUGCAUUGUACAAAAAAUGAACAAAAGGGAUUUAACUUUUUUCCUCUUUGCUAGAAAUGUCUAUUACAACAAGCAAGCUUCUUAAUAGGUGCACCGAUAUUUGACACACAGUUAUGAACUCCGCUUUGGGUGAGCUGCCACACAACGUCACAACAUUUAGCAAUGGAGGAGACGCCAACCAACCAAACACCUGACUUCUUCAAAAACUAUUCAACCCUCUACAACCAACCAACAGCCCAACCAACUCUUCUGUCUUAUUCAUGCCUUCCAUGUUCACAGAUAACAUCAACGUCUUUGGAGCAAGUCACCUAGUUGUCAUAGAAAUGCUGUAUUGUUGGACUCAGCCGCGCCUUGCUUUUCCUUGUCAGCUUCUCCGUAGUGUCCAUGCUAUCUGUGUAACGGUCCCUUACCUGUACAAGUAAGGUUGAAUGAGGGCUUUUUAAGAUGCGUCUUUGUGGGAUUUUGUUGGGAAGGGUUUGAGGAUGGAAAGACGACUUUGACAAAAAUGCCGCCCAUCUCGCAGUUAUACCAGAGAUUCUUUAAGUAUAGAGAUAUGCCAACAUAAUAGGUUUCUAUGGGCACCUAACAUGACCAGGUUCCGGUCUGCCUAAAGGGGCGUGUCAUAAUGCUCCUAGCAUUGAAUAGAACAGUCCUCAGGUCUGCCUAGGUCUGCCUAAAGGGGGAUUUCCCCCCCAAUAAUAGAACCCGGAAACAAUGGGCCAAUGGAACCUCUCUCUCUCUACUCUCUCUGGUUAUACUCUGUGGCAGCCGUAGAUGUGAAUAUGGUAUGAGAGGAUAAAGGUGGGACAAAGAAUGAUUGUUCUGGAGUUUUGUUGUUUUUAGGAGGAUGUGAUGAAUGCUGUGGGAACAGUAGGAAGAAGAAAAGCUCUUUCACUGCUCUCUGCCUGCUCUCAUCUCUUAUCUGCUUUCACUGUAGUGGCUAUCUGUAGACUGUUAUAAACCAGGGGUGCAUUUCUCGGAAGUGUAGUUGUUAGCCGUUAGCAACUUCGGUAGUUGCCAAUGGGAAAUUGCAUUGCAACCAACAAAGUAGCUACCGUAGUUAGCAACUACGCUUUUGAGAAAUGCACCCCAGGCUGUGUGGUCAAUGAGCACAGCCGCCCUUUACAACCCAGUAUCAAGACAUCGCCAUGGCUAAAGCCAAUCAAUGUUUGCUUCUGUCUCAGCUGGACCAUUUAUUUUUUUCUUUUCUUGUUUUUUUCCUUUUUAUCUAUUCAUCUUCCUUCUCUGUCUCUCUUAUUGAGUCCAUUCCAAUAAUGUGACCUUGUGUCCUCCACUUGUGCUUGUGGCCUUGUCCGGCCUCCUGGCGCCUCCUCCGUGGAGAAAACAAUAAAGUUUCCCAGCUGUCAGCCUAGCCGAAACAAUUUUUGGGGGACUGUUCUUCAUUCACCAUCCCAACUGCAAAGGUGAAAAGGACAUUAGAAUUGUUCUUUUGCGAGAUACUGAAAAACAAUGCUGUUGUCAGUGGUGUCAUCAUGACAUAUUACUUCCUGGUUCGAAGGCCACAAGCACAACUGGAGGACGCAAGGUCUCAUACUGGAACGCACCCAUUGUGUCUCGUUUGCUCUUGGUCAUGCUAAACCAAAAUGGGGAUCAGUGCAAAGACAAACGUGUUGCGUCAUUUCAGAGGAGCAAUAUUGAGAUUUCUAUUCUCUUUAAUUUUGUGAGUUGGCGUUCCACUCUUUUUAAUCUGUUUUUCAAAGCUUGUCAAGUUCUUGUGCGAGACGGCGUGCGGGGCGGGAGGAGAAGGGGUAGGGGGAGGGUGUCCAUUAUACUAUGUCUGUACAUUUAUCAGUAAAGGGAAGGAAAAUUUAUUUUGAUUCAUUUUGUUUUGUUUCUUUAGGUUUUUUAAAUUAGCUUUUAUUUUUAAGCCAUACCGCAUUUUGGAAAAUCCUAUUUAAUUUAAUUGAAAAGAAAUUAUUAUGGUUUAUUACGUUAGAAUUUUAUUUGCUCCCAUUUGUCAUUGGCUGAGUCCAGAAAUCUGCUGUUUACAUUAAAAAAUUGAAUUAAUGAAAGUGUGUUUGCUGUGAUUGCUUACGUCCAAUCCUCCAUCACUACAA
This is a messenger RNA of Engraulis encrasicolus (European anchovy), 2723 nucleotides long. Its product is annotated as engulfment and cell motility protein 1-like. Bases 1 to 501 code for a protein of 166 amino acids. The transcript has 6 exons. The record is from RefSeq and is a predicted model, not a curated record. NCBI's taxonomy places the organism in Eukaryota, Metazoa, Chordata, Actinopteri, Clupeiformes, Engraulidae.